AUGACAAUCCAAAUCCCAGCCCAGAACUCCCACCUUACCCGAGCCCGCGCCAGCCAAAAUGGCAAAGACUGUAUGGCACUCUACCAUGAAUGGGCCGCCACUUACAACGAUGAUCUUGCAGACGCAUCUCAAGAUUAUGUUGCUCCGGUCUUAACAGCCCAGGCUGCCCUUCAAUGGACCAAGAAUGUCAGGGGCGCGAUACUGGAUGCUGGUUGUGGCACCGGGCUUGUUGGAGAAGCUCUUGCACAGGGUGGUGCAGUGACUAUUGAUGGCGUUGACUUGUCCCCUGCAAUGCUCAAGGUCGCAGAACAGACUGGUGUCUAUCGGAAUCUCGAUUUAGUGGACCUGACUAAACCGAUCAAUAAGCCAGAUGACACUUAUGACAUUGUGACAUGCGCCGGCACUUUCACCCAGGGUCACGUCGGUCCUGACCCUGCUUUGAGAGAAUUUGUUAGGCUUACCAAGCCAAACGGCCUCAUUGUUGCGACGAUACUCCAUGAGAUUUGGAAACCAGGCGGAUACAAAGCCGAAGUCGAAAAGCUCGAGGCAGAAGGCCUGAUCAAAGUGCUCAGUAUCGAUCUCAGGGACUACAGAAGAGGCCCAGGCGACAAAGCAACAUUGAUUGUCCUAGAGAAGACGGAAUCCGCUUGA
Molecule: messenger RNA, 651 nt
Organism: Talaromyces proteolyticus
Lineage: Eukaryota; Fungi; Ascomycota; Eurotiomycetes; Eurotiales; Trichocomaceae
Product: S-adenosyl-L-methionine-dependent methyltransferase
Exons: 1
Coding region: 1-651 (216 amino acids)
Source: RefSeq, a predicted model, not a curated record